AUGACUGCCGUAACCACGACCUUGGCCGAGGACGAUCGGAGUGCUGCUAACACAGAUGCCUCCUCUCUGGUGCACGUUGAGCCCACCGCGGAGAAUGCCGACCUCUACACCAUGGAUCUCCCAGAGUACACUCAACAGGUCGCGGGCGGAGAAAUCUCGGUAGAUGCGGAGUCGACACAAAACGAAAAGCAGCACAACCAAGACCAGUCACCAGCAUACGAUCCACUCCCAAGCCCAGAACCACGGAGUCUUCAAGAAGAGCACAGACCAGCAGUAUGGCUUGUAAAGCGGAAGAGCCUGGCCCUGUCACCGCUUGCGGCUGCGGUGCUCACUAAAGAGGGUCUCCUUCAACCCAAAGACUUGCAUCUCAUAUCUCAAUACUCAGACAUGAAGCACGACCCCACCGACCCGGUAUCCGCUGCUUUUCUCACUACCUACGACGUGGUAAGCGGAAUCAUGCUGGGUCUCAUAGCAGGACCCGUCGAAUUGGGAAAACAAACAACACCACUGCUACUGCAGCGCGAGAUAAGACGCAAAGAGAAGCGCGACGGGACUGCUAGCCCAUCAAGUCCUCUAGACACCAAAGACUCGCCUCAUGCGGCACGCCAGGUAGCCCUCGGUACUGCCAAAGGAUUCGGACGCAUCAUCACCACCAGUCUGAAGAGUCCAGCGAUUGUCAUGCAUGGUAUUACUCGAGGUUUCCAUAACCUUCCCAAAGCGUAUGGUGAGGAGGUACGGCAGUAUGAGAAUGUGACUGGGUUGAGGAGUGGACUGCUGGUCAGCUUCAAGAGCUUUGGUUACGGACUAAGUGAUGGCAUAAGGGAUCUUAUAAUUAAACCCAUCGAUGGUGCGGAGAAGAAUGGUGUCCUGGGUUUUGCUGCUGGAUGUGCGACUGGCGUUAUGAAUGCGGCCUUUAAGCCUGCUGCUGGUAAGUGGCCUUUAUUAUAG
This is a messenger RNA of Alternaria novae-zelandiae, 948 nucleotides long. RefSeq lists its product as uncharacterized. NCBI's taxonomy places the organism in Eukaryota, Fungi, Ascomycota, Dothideomycetes, Pleosporales, Pleosporaceae. The transcript is spliced from 4 exons. The record is from RefSeq and is a predicted model, not a curated record. Bases 1 to 948 code for a protein of 315 amino acids.